AUGCUGAUCAAAGAGUAUAGGAUCCCUCUGCCACUUACAGUGGAGGAGUAUCGCAUUGCGCAGUUGUACAUGAUAGCCAAGAAGAGUAGACAAGAGAGCUCAGGUGAAGGCAGUGGCGUUGAAAUUCUAGUCAACGAGCCAUAUGAAGAUGGGCCUGGAGGUAAAGGUCAGUACACUCAAAAAAUAUACCAUGUUGGUAGUCACCUGCCAGGUUGGUUUAAAAGUUUGCUUCCAAAAUCUGCCCUAACAGUAUCUGAAGAAGCCUGGAAUGCAUACCCAUACACAAAAACAAGGUACACUUGCCCAUUUGUUGAGAAAUUUUCCUUAGAAAUAGAAACAUAUUAUUAUGGUGAUAAUGGUCACCAAGAAAAUGUUUUCAAGCUGACUGGCAGUGAUUUGAAAAAUAGAGUAGUCGAUGUAAUUGAUGUUGUCAAGGAUCAACUGUACGGUGCCGACUAUUUUAAAGAAGAAGAUCCAAAACUAUUUGUUUCCCAAAAAUGUAACAGAGGACCACUCUCUGACAAUUGGUUAGAGGAAUAUUGGCGAGAAGUUCAAGGGAAACCACAACCUUUACCUAAUGGGAAAUCUCUAAUGUGCGCCUAUAAACUUUGUAGAGUAGAGUUCAGGUACUGGGGUAUGCAAACAAAGUUAGAAAAGUUCAUUCAUGACGUUGCUCUUAGAAAAACAAUGUUGAGAGCUCACAGGCAAGCCUGGGCGUGGCAAGAUGAGUGGUAUGGCUUAACCAUGGAAGAUAUAAGAGAAAUUGAAAGACAAACUCAACUGGCACUGCAGAAAAAAAUGGCUGGAGAUACAAGUGAUGAACAGGACUUGUCUGAAGAAAAUUCCAAGUCACUUGCUGCAACAAUGAUCAGUUUAGAGAAGAAUGAAGAUGUACCAACACCCAUUAGUGCAAAGAAAAACAAUGCUGAAAAAAGAAUCCAAAAACAUUUAACUCCUGAAGGCACACCACCAUCUGAACAUAAAAGUUCAUCUAAAUCAAAUUUAAGAUCAUCUUCCUCAGGUUCUAUUAAAAGUUUACAACAACAAAUGGCGAAUUGGCGAAUGGAAACUCUUGUUAGAGAGUCUGAAACUGAAACAGGGUCUGAAGAUGAGUUUUAUGAUUGUGAAUCUUCAUUGAAUAAGUGGUCUUCAAUGUGUUCUCUUGAUGAAGCAGACAUUGACAUAUCUCCUACGCAAGGUGAACAGAAUCAAGAGGACAGUAUAUUUAAUCCAUCCUUCUUGAAGAGGGUUACAUCUGAGAGAGGGUCGCGAAGAAUAGGUAGUCUACAAAGCCAUCAAAGUAUAGAUGGUUGUCCUGAAACACCAGUUCAUAGUUCUUGUCCAACAACUGUGUUAAUCCUUGUGUUCCAUGCCGGAAGUGUCUUAGAUGCCAAUGUGGAUAUGACUGCAAAAAAAUCGGAUGUUACAACGUUUAAAGGCGCCUUUGAAUCAGUAAUGCGUCAACAUUAUCCAACACUCGUCGGACAUAUUGCAAUAAAAUUAGUUUCAUGUCCAUCUAUUUGCACAGAAGCUCUUGGAGUGCUUUCUACACUCAGCCCUUAUAGUUUCGAUUGUUCACCAUCUACAGCAGAAAAUCCAUCUCUUACCAAUGAUAUUAUACCGAUAGGUGCGAUUCCUCUUUUAUCCACUUCAUUUCCUGAUUAUGUUGACUCUGUGACAAAAACCAUACAUUCGGCAAAUGCAGUCUUUAAUGAAUUUUUGAAAACGGAAGAUGGAAAAGGAUUUAAUGGCCAAGUCUGCUUCGUGGGGGAUAGUAUCGGUUCAGUUCUGGCUUACGAUUCUUUGUGUCGCACUUCUCAGUAUCAAUCACGUCAUGACAGUGAAAAUAGUAUUCUCGACACAGAAAUCACUAUUCCUAAUGACCCAACGGAACAUUAUUUAAACAAAUCGCAUUUACAAGCACCAACGCCCCGCAGACGAUCGUCUUCCACCAGUGAAAACCACGUCAAAUUUGAAUUUGAAGUUAGUGAUUUCUUUACUUUUGGCAGUCCUUUGUCUCUAAUUUUAGCUUCAAGAAAAAUGUCAGACGAAAAAUGUCGCGAUAUUCCUAAACCACCUGUUCAACAGGUUUACAAUUUAUUCCACCCCACCGACCCUGUCGCUUCUAGAUUAGAGCCUCUGUUAUCAGCUAGGUUUACAAAUUUGCCACCAAUAAAUGUUGCUAGAUAUGCCAAGUAUCCGUUGGGUAAUGGACAACCUUAUCAUUUGAUGGAGUUAAUUCAAAGCCACCCCCAGUUAUUUGGAGAUCAACUGCAAAUGCCACCAACACCUGUAUUGCGGAGACUUUCGGAAGCAUCAGUCCAAAGUACUGUAAGCGGUUUAGUAGACAACAUCCCUCUCAUAACAAUGAACGCAUUACAGCAAAAGUGGUGGGGCUCAAAAAGGCUCGAUUAUGCGCUUUACUGUCCUGAAGGUUUGACUAAUUUCCCCACAAAUGCCUUACCACAUUUAUUCCACGCUAGUUAUUGGGAAAGCUCAGAUGUUAUAGCGUUUAUUUUGAGGCAAGUCGGUCAUUUCGAUUUAGCUCUUUACGGUCAUGCGGAAGACAAAGAAUGUCCAAUAUUCAAGCCUGGCCAAGAGAGAGAAAAAUGGAUGAGAAAGAGAACUUCUGUAAAGUUAAAAAAUGUUGCUGCUAAUCAUAGAGCAAAUGAUGUUGUUGUGAAAGAAGGCUGUCCGCAAACAUUUGUUGCCCGUUUUAUGUAUGGACCUUUAGAUAUGAUAACUUUAACGGGUGAAAAAGUGGAUGUGUACAUGAUGAAAGAUCCUCCAGCAGGUGAAUGGACAUUGUUGGCAACUGCUGUUACGGAUAAACAUGGUCGAAUUUCUUACACAUUGACUGAGAAACAGAGCGUAGGCUGUGGCAUUUAUCCAAUGAGAGCUGUUGUAAGAGGAGAUCACACAAGUUGCAGUUUCCAUCUAGCCGUCGUUCCUCCACAAACCGAAUGUGUUGUGUUUAGCAUUGAUGGUUCCUUUACCGCCAGCGUAUCUGUUACAGGAAGAGACCCAAAAGUGCGGGCAUGUGCAGUUGAUGUUGUACGUUUUUGGCAAGAUUUGGGAUAUCUUAUCCUUUACAUAACUGGGAGGCCGGAUAUGCAGCAAAGAAAAGUGAUAUCGUGGUUAGCAGAACACAAUUUUCCUCAUGGUCUAGUGUUCUUUUCUGACGGAUUCUCAACGGAUCCAUUGGGUCACAAAGCAGCGCAUUUGAAUAAUCUUAUUACUGAGCAUGGCGUUGCCCUUCACGCUGCUUACGGUUCCGGAAAAGAUAUAAGUGUAUAUCACAAUUGUGGUUUGUCACCGAAACAAAUUUAUGCCAUUGGUCGUAUAAGUAAAAAAUAUAACAGCUUGGCCACGACUUUAGAUGGGUAUGCUUCCCAUUUAGCGGAUUUGAAGCAACCCGGUGCAGUCAGGCCAGCUAGAGGCAAUGCACGUCUUUUAGUUCCUCGGCGACUUUUAGCCACCGUUACCACCACUUCUGGCUCUCGCCAUCGUCGCUAAAUUAACAUUUUAUUCUCAUUUGCGAAUGUACCUAUCUCUUCGUAGCUUCUAUGUCUUUAAGACUGGUAGUUUUAUGUAUAAGAAUUCAAUUUGUUUGUACUUUUCUUUGUGAAGAACACUAUCUAUUUACCUACCCUUUGAAAAGAAUAAUCACCUGUCUCAAGUUAUAGAUAAUAUAGUUUGCAUUAACUUUUUCAUUAGAAUAAAUAUGAGUUUAUGAUAAAGAAUAAGUAGAAAUUGUAUUCGAUUCGAUGGAUUUGGGAAAUCCAUUAGAAUCUUCAUGAACAAAAUAAUCUGCGUGAUUGUCACCAGAACCUUAAUGACCGUUUACUAGUUAAGUUUUUACUAAACGUUUACUGCUUAAGAGCUCUUGUAAUUCUUUUCCUAAAUAAAGGAAAAUAAAAGAUGUAUUAAACACAUCCAUCUAUUGCACUGUAUUCAGUGAGAGGCAAAAUCUCUGAGCAUAGUAAUAUAUUAUCUACAUUUUAUCUCAUUUAAUUUUCCUGUCUCAAGUACAA
Hyposmocoma kahamanoa is the source of this 4034-nucleotide messenger RNA. It is a transcript of the gene rdgB, whose product is annotated as protein retinal degeneration B. Gene Ontology annotation, biological process: phospholipid transport. The transcript has a single exon. Gene Ontology annotation, molecular function: phosphatidylinositol transfer activity; metal ion binding; phosphatidylinositol binding. NCBI's taxonomy places the organism in Eukaryota, Metazoa, Arthropoda, Insecta, Lepidoptera, Cosmopterigidae. Bases 1 to 3516 code for a protein of 1171 amino acids. Gene Ontology annotation, cellular component: cytoplasm. The record is from RefSeq and is a predicted model, not a curated record.